This is a messenger RNA of Cuscuta campestris, 2029 nucleotides long. The record is from the annotation of a GenBank genome assembly. Lineage: Eukaryota; Viridiplantae; Streptophyta; Magnoliopsida; Solanales; Convolvulaceae.
AAGAGGAACAAAAUUGCUGCUAAGGCGCGAACCAACUUGGAAGGGAAAGAGAAGCUUUCAUCUGAGGAUCUCAGACACCAAAUAACUCUCUCCCAAUCCAGGCGUGAAACACANGAAGGUUCCAGCCAAAAAAGCACUUCACCCAUCUUUUCUCCCUAAAGCAAAAGGAGGGAGAGACCAACAGUGAAUUGGUACAAAGAUGGAAUGAAGCAAUCAAUGAGGUGGAGCCUAUGGACGAUAAGACUUCCAUUGCUCUGUUCAUGAAUGUUCUCAGGUCGGGGGAAUUAUUCAGGAAGUUAGAUUAUGAUACCCCUACUUCUUACAAGGCUAUGAUGGCUAGAGUUCACAAGUUCUGCGCCACGGAAGAGUCGGAUCGCCUGAAAGGAAUGAGCGAGGGAGCCUGGCAUAAAGGCCCGGACAAAGAAAAGAAAGGAGAAAAGACCAAGGCGGCCACUCUCUCCAUCCCUACCCUCAAGUCACUGGCCGCACCAGUGGCAGAAAUUAAGAGCAAGGAGGAAGGUGGGCAGAAGAGGAAACGUGGAGAUCAAAAGAGAAGGCAGUGGCCCUAUGACCCAGAAAAAUAUUGCAACUUCCAUAGAAUGCCUGGACACGCCACUGAAGAAUGCCAUUUCCUCAAAAAGAUGGAAGGAGAGAUGAAGAAUAAGGAACCGAAUGCCAAUCAGGAGCCGAACCAAGGAGGUAAUGUUUGGCGUAGGGACGCCCAACCUCAACAGCAAGUCCAGGAGAACCCGGAAGAAUUUCCCCAAGUAGGAGUCAUCUUUGGCGGACCAGAAACAGGAGUCACAAGCAAGGAGAGGAAGGAAUGGGCUCGCAAGCUGUAUGUGGGGUCCAUUGACAUAGGCCAAGCGGCCAAGAAAGGAAGGAGGGAGCCCAUUGUCUUCUCGGACAAAGAUUUACCACUCAUUCUUAGUCCUCAUCGGACCCCCCUCGUAAUUUCUAUGGCUAUUCACAAAUUUUUUGUUAAAAGAAUUUUGGUGGACACUGGAAGCAGUGUCAAUGUGCUGUACUGGGAAGCCGCCCAGCAAUUGGGAAUCAGGAAGGAAGAUCUCACAAAGCUUAACAUGCCCUUGUCCGGCUUCACUGGAGAUAUAAUUGAACCGGAAGGGUCCAUUAAAUUGGACAUCAUCAUAGGCGAGCAUCCUAAGAGGUUAACUCCCUAUUUCCAAGCUCACCCAGUGAGAAUCAUGACGGACCAGCCUUUGGGAGCAGUUUUGAGGGACCCAUCUUCUUCAGGAAGGGUCAUUAAGUGGGCCAUGGUCCUCUCUCAAUAUGAUAUUUCUUACCAGCCCCGUUCUAGCAAGAAGGGCCAGGUCAUUGCAGAUUUUAUGGUGGAGUGCACAGCAAGAGGGAAGCCAGAAGAGGAUGGGACCGGUGAGGAGAGAAAAAGGGAAUUAUGGGAGGUCCAUUCAGAUGGAUCCUGCACUAAGGACGGUUCAGGAGGAGGAGCGGUCCUCACCUCCCCUGAAGGUUUCAAGGCUUAUCAUUCCUUUAAGUUCACAUUUCGGGCCACCAACAACGAAGCAGAAUAUGAGGCCCUCAUUGGAGGAAUCCAAAUUGCCCUAUUCAUGAAGAUAAAGCACAUUCGCCUUAAAUCCGAUUCAAAAUUGGCCAUUGGGCAGCUAAAAGGAGAAAUGGAGGCCAAGGAAGGAAGGUUGAAGAAGUACAGGUACUGCGCCAGGACUCUACUUGGACAAUUUGAGUCUUAUGAGCUCAUAUAUGUUCCAAGAGAAGAGAAUGAAGAGGCGGAUAUGCUUGCUAAAUUAUGUAGGACCAUUCCCAUCCGCAUGGAGGGUAUUGUAAGGCAGCACGAGAGGAUCUGUCCUGUUUGGGAAUAGGCGGUCCCUGUCCUCGAAAUAUCCGGUCUAGGUACAACUUGGAUGAGCCCCCUGAUCACAUACCUUGAAAAGGGAGAGCUCCCUGUUGACCCCAAGGAGGCCCGCAGAGUUCAAUUAAUGGCUCCCAAAUAUCAAUUGGAUGGGGAAAAAUUGUAUAAAAGGACCUUGGGAGG